GUGAUUUGUCAUUCACAUACCCAUGUAAAUAAAAUAAAAAAAUAGCAAUGGCGAUUGGCGAUUCAAGAUUGCCAUUCCAUUUAAGUGCUUUGAGUUUUGAUUUAAUUAUGGGAGAAAAUAUAGUGGUUGUCUAAAUGUUUACUCUUUUGAGGGACUUUAGGAAAUAUUUCAGUUCUAAAUCCAUUGGUGAUUUCAAAAAUUCUGUAAGAAAAUACAUAUAAUACAUGUUAAAGAAAAUGGAGUGUUGAAGUUUGUUAUUUUUUUGUUUGGAUCAAGACAUUCAUAGUGAAAGGGAUCAGUAAUAGAGUUGAAUAGCCAACUUUUUUCCUAUUGAUAGAGGACACAAUCUACCUUUAACAUGGCAUUUAAUGAGAAAGUCGAUCCCGAACUAAUAUUUACAAAACAAGAACGAAUUGGAAAAGGUUCGUUUGGUGAGGUAUUUAAGGGAAUUGAUAAUAGGACGACCCAAGUAGUGGCCAUCAAAAUUAUUGAUUUAGAAGAAGCCGAGGAUGAAAUUGAAGAUAUCCAACAGGAAAUUAUGGUGCUAUCUCAAUGCGACAGCCAAUAUGUAACAAAGUAUUUUGGGUCGUUUCUUAAGGGAACUAAACUAUGGAUCAUUAUGGAAUACCUUGGAGGCGGAUCCGCAUUGGAUUUAAUGAAAGCAGGGAAUUUUGAAGAAAUGCACAUUGCCAUUAUUCUAAGAGAAGUUCUAAAGGGAUUGGAUUACUUACAUAGCGAACGAAAACUUCAUAGGGAUAUCAAAGCAGCUAACGUUUUACUCAGCGAAAUGGGCGAUGUUAAAUUAGCAGAUUUUGGUGUAGCCGGGCAGCUGACGAAUACUACUAGCAAAAGGAAUACAUUUGUCGGUACACCAUUUUGGAUGGCGCCAGAAGUGAUCAAGCAAUCUGCUUACGAUUCAAAAGCCGAUAUCUGGUCGUUGGGAAUUACCGCGAUAGAAUUGGCCAAAGGCGAGCCACCUAAUUCUGAACUUCAUCCGAUGCGUGUGCUGUUUUUAAUCCCAAAAAAUAAUCCGCCUCAAUUGACUGGCAGCUACAGCAAACAGUUUAAGGAUUUUGUAGAGGCAUGUUUAAAUAAGGAUCCUGAAAAUCGGCCCACGGCCAAAGAAUUGCUUAGAUUCAAUUUCAUAAGAAAGGCAAAGAAAAAUUCCUAUCUUAUUGAUUUAAUUGACAGAUACAAGAAGUGGAAGUGUACGCGAAACGAAGAGAGCGAAACAGAAUCAGAACCUUCAGAUUCGGACGAGCCGAAAUUGGACAGCGAUAUAGAAUCGACGGACUGGGUAAUGACCGUAAAAGGGAAAAACAUAAAAAUACAGGCGGAAGAGAUCAAUAAUUCUAAUCAGAAAAACACGAAUCUAUAUCACAAUGGGUUGGCACUACCUGCCGCUAGAUCACCACCCAAAGACUCUAACUUAAACCACUGCAGAGCUGAAAAAGUUGUUCAGCAAGUCACACAGAGUUCGCAGCCCUCGACCGACAACAGAAAAGAACGAACGGAGAGGGACCAGCAUCAUAGGAGUGACAGAGACCGAGACAAAGAGCGGGAUAAAAGAAAUUCGACGGGACCGCAAACUUCAAACACGGAACCGAUUCCCUUGGAUCAUCGAGGAGAUACAUCUUCGGAAAACAAAGAUGCUAAAAAGAUGAACAGAAGGUCUACGUCGGGAAGUUCAGGACAAGGAAAGAGCGAAUCUAGAUCGCCAACGUUGACAGGCUUUAUUUAUCCUUUUAUGACAGAUUUGCAAAGGAGACAUUACUAUAAUGGACGAGCGUCUGAGAUUUCACACCGAGGCACGAGCAGCAGCGAUGCUAUCGAGGAGUUAAAAAACUCAUUCGAAAUAGCGGAGCGGACAAGUCCUGGUAUUAGCGAGAUGUUCGUAUCUGAACUGGUGCAAAAAUUAGUGCCAUCCAUAUCUGGACACAGGCUCAACAGUGUCCUGGAUAGAUUAAAAGAAUCGACAUAGACUAAUGUAGACUUAGAUAGUGAAAAUAACUUUUUGGAGGGAGUGAUACACCUACUGUUAAUAUGACAAUAUAAAUGUGUCCAUAAAAAGGUUAUUGUUAUGCACCUUAAAAGCACUCUUUCUGAUAUUUUUGUUAUGUAUAGUUAUUUUGUAGUGGGUACGUCGUAGAUAUUUAAGGCAUAUAGAUGGAAACCCACCAAACUAAUAAACAUGAGAUAUUCGUAACAGUCGAUCAAGUAACUUUUUCAGCGCCUAAUAAAUAAAGCUAAAUUUUAUAGAUUUAUUUUGCGUCCUUCAAAUUGUACAAAAAUUUACUAUUUGGAAUUAAAAUAAUUUAUAUCUAAUUUAAAACCGUAAAACUUUCCUUAUUACAUAUCUUAUCUUCUAUUAUAAGUUUAGUUUUGAUUUAAAGUAUUAAUUUAUUUUUUCUCUUGUAUCUUGUUUUCUAAAUGCAUAGUCCUAGUGAUUAUCUUCUGGUGUACAUAUUUAUACUAGCACCUAGCGGUAUUAUUAUACAGGGGCAAAAGGAACCGAAGUUAGUAAAACAAACUUUCUUAAAAGGUCUUUUUUAAUUGAAAACCUUGUGUUUUUUUAUUAAAAAAUUGCUGCUUUUUUAAUAUAUAGGAUGUUUAGCAGACGGUGUGCCAAAUUCCUUAAGCAAGAUGGGACUCCACUAGCGCAUGAUGUGCUUUUUACAAGUUAGAAAAUAUUCUAAGCACUGAAAUUACUCUACACACUCUACUAGUCUACUACACCUUGCUGCAUGUAGAUGCGUUCCUGAAACUUGAGUCUAUCAGCUAUCAGUCUUAGAAAUUUUUUCGACUGUUGUAUUUAAACACGCUCUUCGUUAAUACUGAUUGAAUUCAUGGAACAUUUAAAAUUUUACAGAUUCGUUUUUAAAGAUUCGAUUUGCAUGAUGCUUAAUUAUAUACAAGUCAAAGACAUCUUCAUUUUAUUAACGUGAUUUUUGUGUAACAUAACACCUUUAAUAAGUAAAUCACAAAAAAUAUUGUUGGUUAGCUCUACAUUUAAAAUGGAAUUUAUUUUGAGAACAUAGUGCUUUUACAUUAACUCAUAUACACUAUAUCAUUACUGUUUCGAAUCAUUUGGAGACUUGGUUUUGCUCCUCUAAUAAUAUAAGCUUUUAGAAAGAGCAAUAGUGUUCCUAUAAAUCCUUGUAUAGAUGUUGAAGUAAACCAAAAAUAAAUCAAUAUGCGAAAUCUCUUCAAACCUGGUUAUGCAAAGCUCUAUUAUAUUUUCUUUAAACUUUUUAGCUCUUUUUGUGCCAUGAUUUUAUGAACCAUAAUUUCAAUCAAAAACUUUUUUUUAGGUUUUUAUUGACAAUAGAAAGGCUUUAUUGAAUUCCUUCAUGAUGACAUUGUGUGAAUAUUACACUGAUUAAGAAAGUCAAUGUUAAAAUCUUCAGAACCCAUUACAACUUCCGGGUUUUUGUGAGUGAAGAGAGCUUCGGAUAUGUGUUUUCGUUCAACUGGUCAAAAAUGCUAGAGUAUCGACAGGACCCUUAGGGAAGUUGUUUGAGAUAGGACGCCGAUGAAAAUUUUCAAAAAAAUCUAAUCUCUGUAUUAAAAACGCUUUUAGCGAUUUUAGUUAAAUUUUUAGAUUUUAAAUAAUGUGUGGUGAGGCCAUUUUUUGAAGAAUUGCAGAUGAUUUGACUUAUGCAGGGAUGGACUUGCAGCAAAUGCUCAAAGUGUUUUUUGCUCCAUGCAUUUUAACACACUUUCUGCACCUGUUGACCCAAGAUGCCCGCAUGCGCAGCGAAUACCACUUAAGAUCAUUCCUAGAUUCAUUCUUCAGAUUAUUCCUAGGUCAUUCCUGAGAAAUUCCGCAGCCACUACAACUCUAGCAACUAGGUCCUCUCUGGUGGGCAUCGGAGUUGCGUAUAUGAGUUGUUCCAUGGCGUCCCAGACAAAAAAGUCUAGAGUUGUCAAAUCAGUUGAUUUUGCUGGCCAAGGGACAGGAUCAUCUCUACCAAAGGAAAUAAACGUAACGGAUCUUUGUAUGGAUUUUAUUUUUUUAUACAAAAAUUGUGCAUCAAAGCGCAAAAUUCAGAGGUUUUUAAUUUGUCUAAAACUAAUAGAAUAUUUCGAAAAAAAAAUUUUUUUUCAAAAAAACAGUGGUCUAUCUUUUUUACCAAAAAUGUAAUACACAUGUACUGCAGCUCCGUCCCUGGAGAAAUCAAAUCACCUGCAAUUCCUCAAAAAGUCGCUCCAUCAUCUAUCAUUUAAAACAUAAAAAUUUCAUUAAAAUCCCUAGAAAAUUAAUACAGAGGGAAAAAUUCGAUUUUUUUUGGAAAAUUUCAGCACCUUGGGAAACGACGCACUUCCGACCUUCGGUGUAAAAACUAUUUCUCUAUGAUUCUGUAUUCUCGUUUAAGAAAUUUCCGUUUUUUUUUAACGCUUCGCUGUAGCCUUCCUAGUCAAGAUAAAACCACUAUUAACUCUUUUCCUCAUUAUUGUAAUACAAUGAAUGGCGAUAAGAUUUAAGAAAAAUUCUUCUCAAAGUUUGACACUGAUUGACAAACACAAGUUUUUUCGACUACAUUAAUCGGAAUGUUUUUAAAAAAUGCCAAGUGUUAGAUUUUUGAUUACUGGGUAAAUCCAGUGUAGUACGUUAUACUUUUAUUUCGUGAUAUUUUCAAAAAAUGUCUUGUCUCUCGGGAAGAACUUUAUCCAUCAGUGUAUAUUUUUCGUCGUUGCAAUGUUUCCUUUCUUUCUUUAGCUGGAACUAUUUCUGAUACUAAGGUAUUCUUACCCUAGAUUUCUUAGCUUCAUUUGUUUGUUCAUUAGCUUAUUUUCUUUUUCUUUCUUUUCAAAUUGAUUUUCAAAGAUUUUUGUGCACAUUAGCUGAAGGAAAAGUAAAUCUAUUAGUAUUGUCACACACAGUAGAAUUUAUAUUUAUCUACCUUUGUCCUUAUAUCCCACAAAAUUCAAGGAAUUUUUAGUUAUUCAAUUCCAUGUUCGUCUCAAUAACCGACUUGCCAUAAUCUUGACAGUUUUCUGGAGAUUUUCUAAAGAAGAUUUACGUCUGAAUCAUAAUUGUUUUUUAAAGCUGAACAAAAGCAAUCAGAUUCAUUUUCUUUUUUUAUAUAAAUAAUCUGUAACCGAAACUAUUAGGUUUAAUAGGAUCAGACCAAUAAAAUCUCCGUGUUAAUUUUUUUCUCCUAAAAUUGCUGCGUAAUUUAAAAAAAGUAACAGACAACUACGAAACAACACAAUACAGUGUAAAACUCGCCAAUACCCAUGAGUAAUAUUAUGAUAUCGUAUUGACUGGUCAUCCUUGUGUUUUUUUUAUUCUUUUUUGUUACUUGCGUUUGUGUAUAUGAUGACAUUUUACAAUUUUAUGAUAUAUUUUGAAUAAUUUUUGAAGUCGGUAAAUAACCAAUUACACAUUUCAAUCACCUGCGGAUCGAUUAGUAUAAUUUCUUGUCGAAUUCUUUGCCUUAAAUCAUCAACAUUAUUUAGUCUAUUCACAUAAACUUUGGCCUUCAAAUAGCCUGAUAAGAAAAAAUCUAAUGGGGUUAUAUCCGGUAACCUUGAUGGUCAUUCAAUCGGUUCUCAAUGGAUGACAAACCGUUAUCAAGUUAGUUCUAAAAUUAGAAACUGUUCGAAAAUAGUACGGUCUACUCACUUUUUAAGAAAUAGCAUAAAAAAUUAAUGUUGGUGUCAUAGUUUCUACUUAAGAGGGUAUCUCAACACAGGGCAACCAACAUUUUCAUUGCAAAGGACGCAUUGAAUCAAAUGGACAACAAAUUAAAUGUUAUAUGUUACAUUAGUUGUAAUAAAUGUUGAAUACAUUUUUGUUUUAAUUUCAUAUGUUUCGUCAUUCUGUUACGUCAUAUUUGACAAACCAUUGACUUCAGGCAUAUGGUUUGCUAUACGAAAAUUAUUCAGAAUAUAUCAUAGAAUUGUAAAACGUCAUAAUAUACGCGGUGUUCUAUCUAAAAAGAAAAUGUUGACGCUAUAGUUUCUACUUCAGGCACCCUGUAUAGAAAUGUUUUAUUUCACAAAACGCGUAAGUGACAAUAUUAAUCGAUGUGUCCAAAAAAUAAAACAAGUAAAAAUCCCCGAGUUUUAAAUGAAUUUGUUCCUUUUAUCGUGAAUGCACUGUCUGUCUAUGUCGUAGCCACAAUACGAAAUCUGCCGUUUUAUCAAGCGGCUAUUCACCGGAUUGUUUGUCAUAUGGCUAGUAUUUUUAGUCAUAUAAACUGGCUGAUCAAAUAUCACGAAUAAUCUGAAAUUUAAAUUACUACUCUUUCAAAAUCGAAUUAAAUUUUAGACCAUCAAUCGUAUUAUUAAAGUUUACCGUAUUUAACAUUUAACGUGUAUUCUAAUAAAGAAAAAACUGAUAUAAGAGUAAUUAUUCUAUUAAAAAAAAACACAUUUUUAAUACAUAUUGCUUAAUUUAGUCCGCUCUAGUUGCAUCUGCUCUUAUAUUUUAGGCUACUUUGAAACCAAGUCACCUUUUAUUAUUUUUAUUACAUUGAUUUUCCUUGGUUUGCGUAAAUAUUUUUUAAUCAUCAGCAAUGUCCGUAUGAAUACUUUCUUCCACUAAACUAGUUAUCUCUGGUAAAAACGCAUUCAUAGAUGUCGCAUCAGGUCUAUUUUCUGAACGGUUUAGAAGUUUUUCCUAAAUUCUUAGCAUGUAUUUAACAUCCUGUUUAUUUCUCUCGACACUACCUUGAUUCUGCGGGUAACGGGGGCGACUUUUAAUCAAUUUGCAUGUUGGCAAAUAUGGUUUAAUUCUUUAAUUUUGGUGCACCAAAAUCUAAAAAAAAUGUUUGCAAUGUGUCGGCCACUUCUUCAGCGCGCUUGAUUUUAAGGGGGCCUAAAUGAACAAAUUUUUUGAGGUGGUCCUGAUAGUUAAGUAAUUAUUUAGACUUCCAGAAUUGAAAAUCUAUAAGAUAUACCUGUCCUCGAUGGUUAUUAUAGGUUUUACCAUAAUUCCUUUUCGUGCAUGAUAUUGUUUUCUACUCAACGCUUACAACAUUUAACAACAAUUUCAAAUACAUUUUCAAUUUAUCGCUACCUUCAUGACCCAUAGAAAAUGAUAGAAAAUGACCCAUUGCAUCAACUUGUCAUAAAAUUCUUCGAAUGGAACAACAAAAACUAUUUGAUCAGUUUCCGGCACCUGAUUCUUAAUGAUCUUUUUUAUUCCAUCAAUUUCAAUAACAUCAUAUAAUUUAAUAAAGUAAUAUUUCAGAAUUUUGAGCGGCCGCCUUACUGCCAAUCAAAAAGUUCAUAAUUGUAUUUACACGUUCUACAUUCCAAAGUUUUUUCCUUUGAUUCUUUUUUUCUGUAAUAACAAAAAGGUUUUUAUAUAAAUUUUCAUCUUAAGUUGAUGUCUUACUUGCAUAGAAUUAAUUUAUAUGCCUAUAAAACAAAGAUGUUCCCACAGGUGGGUUAGCCAAUCUUAGGUAAAAGUAACACAAAAUAACGCGUGCACGAUUUUAAAAACUACUUUUAUAGUUGUCAUUUGUUCUAAGUAAUAUGCAAGUACUAUUAGGAGGUUAUAUUAUUUCAUCAAAAGCUGGAAAAAUUUUGCAAUGGCAAUUUAAAAAAAAAAAAUCGCAAACUAUAUUUGUGAUUUUCCAACCAAAUCAGGAUAUUAAAAAUUAUGAAAUAAUUUAUAAUGUAGGAGAGUAUAUAUUUUCAAUAUUACCAUUUUACAACAAGAAGAAACUGAAAACUGUAAAUUAAAUUACGAUUUAUUCGUUAGCCAACAAAAAAUAAUUAUUCAAAAGAAGUAUUUUGCGUAGGAUAAUAUUUAUCUCUUAUCUCUUACAUAAAAUAGAAACCGUUAUUAAAAGCACUUGUUUAUAAAUUUCUGUUGACGGCAACGACGAUAUACCGCAAACACAUAACCUUACUUUUAUUUUAAAUUGCUGCUAAUAGUGAUGCCUGUAUUCCGGCUGAUAUAAACACCAUAUUAAUUCUUGAUUAGGAAUACGGACGGCAUUUGAAUGAUCAAUUUAUAAGACGGCUAAAAGUACUAGCCACAUUACAAAACAAUUUACAUUAACCGAUUAUUUUACAAGGUGGCUGCGUUUUAUACAGUGGUUAGGCGUCUUAUAAAAGACCGGAAUUUAUAAUGUGGCUUCGAAAUAUAUAAUUGUAUAUUUAUACACAACACCUUAGGUUAUGUUUACUUACCAUGUGCCACGUGUUUGCUAGUACAUGUUGUUAUUGUAGUCAAAUUGGCAGUUAAGGUGGAAAAAAUUAAAAGCGCAUUUUUAUUUCAAAAUAUUGCAAAAAAUAACAAGUUUAUGCUCUGAAAAAUAUUUUAAUUAAUUUUACAAAUCGGUUUUAUGAUAGAAAGCAGAUACUUAACAUAAUGUUUUUGUCAGCUUCACAUGCUAAUCUAAAAAUAAAAUGUAAAAUGUUUUUGUUUUCAAAAAAUCUAAAUGUUCAAAAUAAACAACAACAAGUAAAUAAUUUUUACAUACAACUAAUAUAAAGGCAUAAUAUAAGUUUGCCAAUAAAUUUUUUUCAUCGAUGUCCUCAAUGAAAGAACGGGGAUUUACGGCAUGAUAAUCCAAAGUACUUACCACACUUGGAAGAACAUUUGAAACCAGACUUGCGACAGGACCAACUCUGCAUGAAUCUUCUUGGCAGUUGCAGAACAACAUUUUUAUAGUAUCUGGUGGAGCAAUUUGGCUUUAUGGACGAGAUUGCCAUUUUUUUUCUAUCCAAAUUUCACAGGGUCUAUCUUGCGAUCAAUCCAUAUAUAUUUAGGUAUAAGAAAUCGUAAACAAAAUAAUAAUCUAGUUUACGUGACAAUAAAUUCGAAGUAUGUGUUGUUCAGCAGCAUCUUUUCUAGGUUGUUAUGCAGCUAGAUUAAAUGUUGAUGUUCCUCGUUGUCGUGAAGCUGUUCUGUUGUACCAAGUGAAUCUUAUUUCAUUUAAUUUUUUCUUCUCCGGAUUUUCUUUCAAAACUAUUUCAAAGCUAGCACACUGGCUAAUGUUAUUUUUCAUAAUUCUCAUACAGUUUUUUUUAUUUUUCUUUAAAAUGAAAGAAGUGAGUACAUACAAUCAUGCUGUUUCGGUAUGUGCCCGAACAGCAUGUAGAAAUAAAAUACAUUUUUUAAAGUGACGUAGUUUUGCUUGCAGUGCCAUCAUGUUAGUAAUUCUAUCGGGUUUUGCAGUUUUUCCUGGACGUAGCAAAUUUUAAUUUUGUGAGUAAUUAAAAGAACAGCAAUAUCAGUAUCUUCGGGAACAACCACAACAGUUUUUUUGUUAUUUGAAAAAUCUACGAUCGUUUUAACAAUUAGAUAGUGUGCAUCCCUUCCUGCUUGUGUCACUUGUGAUGCCUGCUUCUACCAGACAAGAUUAAUUUAUAAAUUUUUGUUUAUAUUUGCGGUUCUUCAGAAAAUCAUGUUGAGACACAGUAAUGGUACCCUCUGGCUUAACUUUUAUAUCAGUAAAGUUACCCGAUCUUUUGUUAAAAGUAAUUUGUCUGCAAAUUACUUUUUGGUGUUAAACAAUUUGUAACAUAUUAAUCAAAGACUACUAUGCAGUCUCUAGUAUAAUAAUUGUGUUUUGCAUAAUUAAUAUACUGAGAGCAAAUUUGUUGAAGUAGCGGGAAUUCUGCCAAACCAUUUUAUGAAAAAAAAUCUUCCAUCCACUACAUAAUAACAAUCCUGAUAUGUAAACUGAAAAGGUGUGUUACUUUUCCGUCCCUGUCUCAAAGUACCAUCUUUAAAAAUAAUACAUUUAUUUAUAAUUUCACAGGUCAGAAAAAAUCAGAAUUAUUCGGAUUUAGUUACGUAAAUAUCACAAAUUAAGAAUUGUGGCCAUUUUUUUUUUGUUUGCCAUCGUGCUUACCCGUGAAAGUAUAGUAUUAAGUAAUUAUCUUUGCACAUAUUCUUGUAAAGAUUAGCUUGCCACAAUUUUUUUCCAAGUUAGCCUUUUUUCCAGUUAGUUUGACGACCACUGUAGCAGUGAAACAGUAAAAAUAUACACAAAUAGGUAUUUUUAUAGAGGCGUAAGUUACGUACGCCGAUAUGUGAUAAUACUAUAGCAUAUAAUCGCUACUGCCUCAUCAAAGGAAACAAGGUUUGUUCAGACGAAAAGAAUAAUUAUUGUUUACGGCGAAAAGUUUGUAAAAUUUUCAAUAAGCGUUUUGCGGCAACACACACCACUACACAAGUAUAACAAAACUAUCGUAUACUAUGAUAUACACUGUUUUUUAAUUGGCAAACACUAUAUACAGGUUGGGGAAUCGAUCAUUACGCAUAGAGAGGUGCUUAAGGCGAAAUAUCGGAAAACGCACGCAUGCACUUCAUGCCCUCUGCCACUCGCCUGCUACGGAGAAACUAUUAGAAGCGAUAUAUUACUAAAGAGUUCAGGCAUUUUUCAGAUAUGUUUUUGAUGCAGGCUUUACAUACAUCAGUGUACACUAGGUAUAUAACCAUUUCGUACUUCCAAACGAGUUUCUGGUAAAAUGGAAUUGGCACAUUCAACAAUUUUCUCUCGCUACUCCUCUAAAUUUGUUCGUCUACUAAAUUCGUGUCUAUAAAUAAUUUGUUAAGAUUACUUCAAAAAUAAGAGUCAUUUGGGAAUCUAGGAGGCCAUUUAAUAUACCCAGUUGCACUAAUACACACUUCAUUGAAAAUUAUUCUACAGGAUAGCCCUCUUGUUAAAAAUAGACCGAGCCCAAAUUUAGGGAAAAAAAUUUAUUCUCAUGUAAUGGAAAAGAGGAUUCAUCUACAAAUAGAAUAUAUAAAAUCAUUUUUAUUUGCUUUUUCCAUCAUAGUUUCACAAAAUUUCAUACUUCGCCAUUGGUCUUUGGAAAAUAUAUCCUCGAGAUACUUUUCGAAGACCAGUGGCGAAGAAUGGCUUUUUGUGAAACUAUAAUGAAAAAUGAAUUUUUUUUUAUGAAAUACUCUAUUUUAGACUCAUAAGACUACUUUUUAUUAAUGGUAACAAUACCUUGAGUUGCUACAAAAUCAAGUUCUUUCUGCCAUUCAAAUCCUCCCUAAUUUAGAUCUGGGAUGAGUCUACAUUAUAGAAUUUUUAACAAAUACUUUUCGUAACCCUCUUAGCAGUGAGACUAGAAAUAUGAAAUGGCCUGCUAGACCUCCAGAUUUAUCUCCAAAUGACUUUUAUUUUUGAGGCUUUCUUAAAACAGUUUAGUACGAAAUGAAGUACUAGAAGUACAAAUGGCUUUUAUGAUAGGUUAACUUAUUGUUCAGCUAAAGAAGAAGGUCUGCUUGAGCCUAUUAUUUAAAGAAUAAAUUUGUGUGUCAUUUUAUUAUUUAUUUUAUUUUUGCAUAAUGUUUUAAUUAUUCUUCAUUUAUCAGAGUUUUUAUUUUCUUUUUAUUACAAUAAUGCUUGACUUUUUAUUGUGCAGAAACAGCAUAAUAAAUAUGUUGAGGUUACGAUUCUAUUUGGGUUGUACACUGGUGUAUAUAAAGCCUGCAUCAGCAAAAUAUUUUAAAAAUACAGUUAUCAUUUAUACAUCUUUUAAGUUAGUAAAAUUAAACAUCUAUCACCUGUAUUCUUACUGAUUAUUAAGGAAUUUUAAAUAUAUGGUUUGCUUCUAAAAACUACAUAAUAUGAACAUUUUACGCUUUGAAGAAAAUGCUAGUUACAAAAAAAAACGGAUUGCCGUAAAACUUAGAGCCAGAGAUGAGAUAUUCUAUAUAAUAUGGAAACUUUUAGUUUCAUAUUUUUAAAAGGCUAUAUAAAAAGUAUUAAUAUGUAUAUACAUUUAAAAGUGUAUCUAUCUUUUAAAAUUUACAUAGUUAUUAUAGGAAAAAUAUAUAUGUAUAUAUAGGAUGACGCUUUUAUUCCACUUAGCAGCAUAUAGGGUAGCCCAUAAAUGUACCGCAAAACAUUAUAAAGUAGAAAAGAACUUUCAAGAAAAGAUCAAGAUCAAAAAACACAGCGACCUUGUAACUAAGGGGAACAAGUUUUGACUCCAAAAACCUUCAACUGUCUAGGAGGUGUGUUUCAUUUCACCACAAACUCUUUUGCUAUACGAAAUGGUUGUACAACCAGUGUACACUGAUUGUGUAAAGCUAUCAUCAGAAAAAUAUUUUAAAAAUGCCUCAACAUUUGGGAAACUUUAUUGCAAGUAUUGUAAUAGAGUUACCUUCAUCAAUGUCAAACGCUUACUAACGUACCAACUAUCGUACUCUGUAAAACAACGACGUAGCAGGCGAGUCGCAGAGGGCACGAAAUGAAUGCGUGUGCGUUGCCAUAUUUCGCCUUUAAGCACCUCUCUAUGUAUAAUGAUUGAUUCCCCAACCUGUACAAAAAGUAUAUUGCUUGUAUAUUAUGUCAACUUAUUUUUUUAAAUAAAGCCGGUUAAUUUCUUGGCAAAAAAGUUACUUUUGUGGUUUAAAACUUGUAGUUUUCAAAAAAAAUCCUGAGGUUUAUGAAAAUUCUUUUGUUUAUUUCUUUAUUGAUAAUGGUGCGUAAUAAUAGUUUUUCGCAUAUUUAGUGUAACAUUAAGAUUUUUUUUCCUAUUAUUUUAUAUAUUUCUUUGAAUUUGCUACAUCCCUAAUAGAAUAAAAUGUUUCUUAACAAAGUACCUUUACAAUGUUUGAAGAUCUUUCACUAAAUAAAUUAUCCUAAAUUUAUUAAUUAGUGUAGGUAUCUAUAUUGCCCCUUAUAAAUAUUUAAGAAUUCACAUCGUUCGCACGAUAUUUAUCUUUUCCUAAAGAUUUGAAAGUGUAAUGUGUUAGAUCUAUCCGAAUGCUCCAAAAAAUAAUUUAGUAUUAUCGCCAUUCUAUCAGUUUUAGCUUGCAGGUGACUUCUAUAUGAAACCAAAAGAUUCUACUGAGCAUAACAAAAAUUACAGUUAACUUUGUAAUUUUUUUCUUGUCUUACAGGUCAAAGCAUUAGUUCGCAGCAAUUGUAAAAAUUAAAAAAAGAAACUAGCGACUCUGUUUGAAAUAUAUAUAUUUUUUAAAGUUAGUCAAUUACCAAAACACUGAAGAAAAAUCUGAUCUUUUAAAAACUUUCAAUUUAAAAAAAAUUUACCUCCCUAAGUAGGUAAUCACUAAAAAACGAACUACACCUAUCCUCGAUUAACGUUCAGGAAACAAAAACGCUAAGGGUCUGUAUGUAGUAGUAUUUUAUUACAAUUAAAAUAUAAAACGAGAUGUUUUAAAAAAAAAAACCUAUUUAGGCAAGGAAUGAAGAUCAGUUGUCAAAAAAAACAUUAAAGUUAUAUAUAGUGCCAAAAACAAAUGUUUUUCUCAAUUUAACGUAAGCAUAAUAAUUUGCUUUUAAUAUAAAUAUUAUUAACAUUUAAUAAUAUGUUGCAAGCUUUUUGCCAGAUGCUGUAUAUUUGUAGAUGUACCUUAAAGCAAGCAAGUUUGUACAGUUUUAUAUUUUUAAAUAUUAAUAUUAUAUUAAUAUACCUGUAUUUUUAUUUGUUAUUGAUGUAAAUCCAUAUGAAAAGGAGAAAUAAAUAUGUUUAUACUAUU
This is a messenger RNA of Anthonomus grandis grandis, 13435 nucleotides long. It is a transcript of the gene GckIII, whose product is annotated as serine/threonine-protein kinase 26. The coding region runs from base 359 to 1981 and encodes 540 amino acids. The record is from RefSeq and is a predicted model, not a curated record. Gene Ontology annotation, molecular function: protein kinase activity; ATP binding. Gene Ontology annotation, biological process: protein phosphorylation. The transcript is spliced from 11 exons. NCBI's taxonomy places the organism in Eukaryota, Metazoa, Arthropoda, Insecta, Coleoptera, Curculionidae.